Capsaspora owczarzaki ATCC 30864 is the source of this 2073-nucleotide messenger RNA. RefSeq lists its product as hypothetical. The record is from RefSeq and is a predicted model, not a curated record. NCBI's taxonomy places the organism in Eukaryota, Filasterea, Ministeriida, Capsasporidae. Gene Ontology annotation, cellular component: early endosome membrane. The transcript has 4 exons. Bases 86 to 1945 code for a protein of 619 amino acids.
UUUUUUGUUUUUUUCAAGAGCGAGCGCGUCAUUGAAAAAAACAACAACGGAGCUGGGAAACGUUCACUUUUGUUUUUUUUUUACGAUGACGCUGCUCAACCGGUUGAAACGUUCCGUCCGCGGCAUUGCGCAGCGACCGGACUCUGCUGCACAAUCAGACGAACGCGAACAACAGCAGCCGUCACGAGCGCGAGGGACGCUCGGCCUUUUCGGUCGGCGCACAUCGUCACAAACACCGCAACGCAACAGACCCAAUUCCGUUUCCGGCAACACCGAACGCGGGUCUGAUGCGUCUGCGCCCCAGCCAUCGUCAUCAUCAUCACUGCCACCGUCAUCCUCAUCGGUGGUGACUUCUCCAUCACAGCCGCCAGAGCAAGGCGCCGACAGCGGCAGCCACCGCGUUCGCACCGCUGAAUUUGCGGCGGACGCGGUGCGGUCAGAAACCAACACACCUUCUUUGGGCUUCAGCACGCCAUUCCUGCCGACCGAGCCCCAUUCCCUGCCUGCCACCAACUCGAGCACAGGGCCAGCUCACAUUGACGCUGCUCCGACACCGACACGUCCAACAACGCUGUUCGGCCAGUUCCUCGAGGCGGACGACCAGUUUGUGCGCUGCGUGCACUUGAUCCGCAUGUGCGAGUUUAGCCCGCUUUUGCACCACCACCUCGUGCACCAUCUGCUAUUGCGCAAGCAGCGUCUCAUUGAAAUCCUGGAGCUGGUCUCGCUCGAUAUGGUCCGCAAGCACCCGAGCCUCAGCCUUGACGACCGUGCGUAUCGCGCGAAAUUUCCGUCAUCUGUGACCAAUGGCAACAGCUGCAUGCUCGGCACGCUCGUUGUCAUUGCCGAGCUGCUCGUAGCAGGCGCGACCAUUUCCAUGGGUGGUGUCCUGUUGUCGGCGCUCAAGCCUGCUGCCAUGGCUCUCUGCUUGUCUUUUGGCGACGCACGGACGAGCCUACGAGCACACGCAACGAGCGCACGCGUCGCAUAUCCUGCCUCCAUCCAGUCUACGUUUGAACGCUUCGACAAGGCCUGGGUGGAAUUUGAGCUGUCGUACAUGCGCUUGGUCCUGCCGGCCCUGCCGUCCGCUCGCAACAUGGAGCAAGCGGAAGAAAUGACCGCGCUCCUGCAAGAAACUAUCGCUGAUGGUCUGGCAAGCAAUCUCAUCACAAUCGAGCAGCUCGAGGAGCUAGACCCUGGUGUGCUUUACGCCAUUCCUCGUCUCGCCGUCGCCCGCGCUCUGCGACACGCGCCUGGAGACUUGUUCAUGGAUGACGUGCUAUCUUCGCUGGUAGUUGCACCGACCAUUCAAGACGAACACGUGGCGCCGCCGCCGCCGUUACCAGAAAAGUCGCGCUCCGGGAACUGGGUCAAAUCGUUGCGAGCAACCGCAUCGCGGGUUGUUCCCAGCUCGUGGCUGCCCGCGACUCCACAGCAACCGCCAUCGAGCCAGUCUCUCACGCCUGCAUCCUCAUGGCUCGAAAAUCAUUGCCUGGCGCGGUUUGUUCGUGACCGACCGGCACUGCACUCGUUGACCAAAAUGCUUCUUGUCCUCUCCGAGGACGAGAUGUCCGCCCUCGCCAGUCGCCUUCUGCAUGUUUCUGAAGGUUCCGAGUCGUCGAGCAGCGGAGCUGCCUUCUUUGACACGACCAAGGACUCGGAGCAGCGAGAAUAUCUGCAUUCCGUAUUCGUCGCUGUCUGCGCAAUUGCAGAUCGGCUACACAGCGGUGAAACCGCCUCAGCCUUCCGCGGGGUCCUCCAAAAAUGCAUUGAGCCCUUUCUCGAUGGCACAAUGUCCCCGCCCGUCGUAGCGCCAGUGCCGGCAACACCAUCAACACCCGUCGUUUCUCCCGUUUCUCAAGACGCGGCCACCUCUUUCGUCGAGCUUCCAUCAGCUUCUCCGUCAUGGCACCUGCCCCGAUUGCCUUCGGCCGAGACAUGCGUGUGAAAACAGAGAUUUCUCUUGCUAGUUUGUAGCAUUGUUACGUUGCAUUUGCUAUUCCUUGUGUUUGUCUAGAUUGUGAAUGAACGAUGUUUGAAUGAAACUUUUGUUUGAGUGAGACAAACAACCAUACA